AUGGCAACACGAGCCACAAUGUUAUAUGCUCUCUUCCUAACCUUACUCCAACUCCUCCUAAAUCGCCACUUGUCACUCGCCGCCGGAGGGAAAUGGAAUCUCCUCCUCCCCAACGUCGGAAUCUCCGCGAUGCACAUGCAGCUCCUCCGCAACGACCGUGUCAUAAUGUUCGACCGAACCAACUUCGGACCAUCGAACAUCUCUCUCCCUGACGGUAAGUGCCGCAAGAACCCAAUGGAUCCCAUUUCCAAACUCGACUGCACAGCUCACUCCAUCGAGUACGACGUCGCAUCCAACACCGUACGUCCCUUAACCGUACAAUCCAACACAUGGUGCUCCUCCGGUUCGGUUAGACCCGACGGUUUUCUCGUCCAAACCGGUGGAGACCGGGACGGUGCAUUAAAAGCUAGAACCUUCUCUCCAUGCAACAACGAUCGUUGCGACUGGGUCGAGAUUAACAACGGAUUAGCCAAGAGAAGAUGGUACGCUUCUAACCAUAUUCUUCCCGACGGUAGACAGAUCGUUAUCGGAGGUCAGGCACAAUUCAACUACGAGUUUUACCCCAAAACGACAUCUCCUAACGUUAUCGCGUUGCCGUUUUUGGCCGAGACUAGUGAUCGAGGACAGGAGAAUAAUCUUUACCCUUACACUUUUCUCAAUACUGACGGGAAUUUAUUUAUAUUCGCUAAUAACCGAGCGAUAUUACUCGAUUACGUUAAAAACACGGUGGUGAAAACUUUUCCGGCGAUUCCCGGCGGUGAUCCGAGGAGCUAUCCGAGCACUGGCUCAGCCGUGCUAUUACCGUUGAAGAAUCUUGAAGCAGUUAAAAUCGAUGCGGAGGUUCUGGUGUGUGGAGGUGCACCGAAAGGUUCGUACAUCCUCGCGCUUAGAAAGAAUACUUUCGUGAGAGCGCUUGACACGUGUGCUAGGAUUAAGAUUAACGAUGCGAAUCCUCAGUGGACGGUGGAGAAUAUGCCACGUGCUAGAGUCAUGGGAGAUAUGACGCUUUUGCCUAACGGAGAUGUGUUGCUUAUCAACGGUGGAUCUUCUGGUUCUGCUGCUUGGGAGCUUGGUCGCGAACCGGUUUUCGUACCGGAUUUAUACCAUCCCGAGAAUCCGGUUAACUCGAAAUUUGAGUCACUAAACCCGAGUAAAACCCCGAGAAUGUAUCACUCCGCGGCGGUUCUCCUCCGUGACGGGAGGGUUCUCGUCGGAGGAAGCAAUCCUCAUGCGUUUUAUAACUUCACCGGUGUGCUUUUUCCGACGGAAUUAAGCUUGGAAGCUUUCUCUCCGGUUUAUCUAGAACCGGAGUUUGCGAAUCUUCGUCCAAAUGUUAUGUCUCCUAAAUCGCAGUCGAGUAUUAAGUAUGGGAUGAGUUUGAAGCUAAAGUUUAAGGUUGCCGGAGAGGUUAAGAGUCCGGUGAAAGUGACGAUGGUGUUUCCAUCAUUCACGACGCAUUCCUUCUCGAUGAACCAGAGGCUUUUGGUUUUGGAUAAUGUUAAGUUUACGAGGAAAGGUAAGUCGAUGAACUAUGAGGUUCAAGUGAGAACGCCGAGAUCGGCUAUUAUCGCACCGCCUGGUUAUUAUAUGAUGUUUGUGGUGAAUCAAAACAUACCAAGCGAAGGUGUUUGGGUAAGGUUACAGUAA
Microthlaspi erraticum is the source of this 1647-nucleotide messenger RNA. The record is from the annotation of a GenBank genome assembly. NCBI's taxonomy places the organism in Eukaryota, Viridiplantae, Streptophyta, Magnoliopsida, Brassicales, Brassicaceae.